AUGGGCCGCCUCCUUCUUCAAGGGAUCCUUCGCGGAGGCGCUGGCGGCCGCGGAGGACCCUCAGAACCCGCAAAGCGAGGGCCGGGGCCUGGCGCUGCUGUGGCUCCACGGCAAGGAGACGACGCGGCCACGGCGCGGCUCUGCCGCGAGGUCCUGGCCGACGGCUUCGUGGCCUCGGAGCUGGCCACGCGGUGGCUGCCCUGGGCCGCGGACACGUGCCGCCAUGAGGGCGCAUCCCUCGCGCAGGCAGUGGCCGUGUCCUCGGCGCCGGCUUUGGUGCUCAUCCGGGCGGUUCCGCAGGGCUCGCCAGGAGCUAUGGAGUAUCCCAGCGGCUGCUUCUUUCGAGUGCUCUCCAUCUUGACGGGCACCAUCGGCGCGCAGCAACUGCUCUACCUCCUCAAAGCUGAAGCGGAGCGCGCGGACUUGGAGCAGAGCCUUCGCCUGCAAUGGCAGCAGCAGCUGGGCCACAUGGAGAGGGUGAGUCAAAAUGUUGCCCAAGCGCUUGAGACACGGCAGGAGGCGCGGCGCUGCGAGGAAGAGGAGCGGCUUUGUUUGGACACGCUCUACGAGUCCCGCUUCGAAGCACCGGCGCCUUGCUUCUUCAAAGGCACCUUUGGGGAGGCCAUGGAGGCAGCAAGGGACCAACAGCGCUUGCUGCUGGUUUGGCUCUUUGGGUCGGAGCCCAGCGCUAUGUGCGCGGCGCUGGGGGGCGAAGUCUUCGGCGCCUUUGUGUCGGAGUACUUCGUCCUAUGGCCCGGGGAUGCGGAGAAGUGGUUCCUGCCCAUGCAACUGCGGGACAUGCUUCGCCUCCAGUUGCCAAGCUUUCUGGUCUUGGAACCCCUCAGCGUCUUCGAAGCAGAGGUUUUCCCCUGGGCGGAUCCCCGGAGCGGCGCGGCGGUCGAGUUCCCCGGCAACUGCGCCUGGAGUUUCCUGGGCGCUUUGGAGGGGACCUCCAUCACUGAGGAGACGGGCUCAUGUCCUUCCUGGCGCAGCAGGGCGACGCCUACUGGGCCAAGCGCCGGCACCUGGAGGCGCAGCGGGAGAUGCAGCGCUUGCGCGCUGCUGAGGCGCAGCGCCUCCGGGCCGAGGACCGCGAGCACGAGUCCGACCCAAAGGCGCAGAGGCCGAAGCCGCGGCAGCAGACCGCCGCGGCGGCCAAGAAAGCCGCGGAGCGCCGGAAAAAGGCGCAAGCGCUGGAGCCGGCGCCGGCGCAGGGCGAGAAGUGCCAACUGGUGCUUCGCUUUCCUUGUGGCCGUCGAUCUGAGAGGGCCUUCCCGGCGCACGCCGCGCUGUCGGCGGUCUACGACUGGGCGGACUGUGCUGGGGAGCUGGCAGCGCCGGGGAAUGCCUUCGAAGUGCCAGAGACGAAGUUCCUGCUGGCGACCAGCUUCCCCCGAGAGCAGCUGCUGA
Messenger RNA from Effrenium voratum, 1410 nucleotides. Lineage: Eukaryota; Dinophyceae; Suessiales; Symbiodiniaceae. The record is from the annotation of a GenBank genome assembly.